Molecule: messenger RNA, 1726 nt
Organism: Pocillopora meandrina
Lineage: Eukaryota; Metazoa; Cnidaria; Anthozoa; Scleractinia; Pocilloporidae
Source: the annotation of a GenBank genome assembly
AUGGCCUUCAAGUCGUUCCCGAACCGGAAGAUCUGUCGUCGGACCUACCCUUGGUUUUGUCCGACGCAGAGAUGGAACGCCCUGACCUGUAGCACAAUCGAUGACGAAUAUAUUUGGCCGGCUGGUGAGAACGACUUCGAUAGAGUUGAAUCGCAGAGGUUUCAGGGGAAUCGAGUAGUUCAUUCGGCGGCAUGCGUCAACGAACCAAGCGCUGAAAUGGCGACUGAACAUCAAAUGAUGCGAGAUUUGUCUCCAUUUGUCACUGCGAUUCCAAGUCAAGAUUCCGCGCUUGGUCUACCGCAGGUUGAGAGAUGGCACUCGCAGUUCUCUGGUAAAUAUCACGCUUAUUUCGCGUAGAUACCAAGAAUUAACUUUGCGAUGUGUGAGUUAAAGUAUGUCUUGUAGCCCUUUGCGAUCGAGACGUGUAAUUUCACUUUCGAAAUGUAUAGCAAGUUGCACCUCGCGAAAGACCUUUCAUUGACUUUACAGCGCUUUAAACUUAGUUUCGUUUAGUUUCACAAUCGGGAAUAAUGAGAUCAUUUACUUUGCUUUUGUCGCUUGUGAAUGAAGAAAAAGGGGAGCGUGCGACGCAUUUUCUCUGUUCUUUAAGCCAUUUUCCGGCCCUCAAGUCUGGUAACUAGAAACAGAGUUGGCUGUACAUCGUAAACAAUCUGAGCAAGUGAUGAAUGUUGAUCACAGGACUUCGCUAUUAAUUGAGUGUUUAAAAUGCACGCUUUGUGGUUUUAAAGACGAAAGUUUUAUAACUACUUGGUUUUGUUUAUAAGUUGUUUUUAGAUUUUUAGUUCACACUUUGGCGCGUUUUUCAGUAAACUUUGAUUCAAUUGUCAAAAUUACUUUCGCGAUCCUGGGACGCUUUCAAGUGAUUUGACGUUCGAAAAAUAACUUUACAAAGGCUUGAAUCAAAAUUAGUGUCUUUGAACAUCUGAUAUUUUCUUUUUGUCAAACAGAAUACACAAUCUGCCUUAUGACAAGCCGGCUUAUGACUGGCCCUGUGCUAAUUAAAUCUUUUUUAUUUCGAAAACAGAAACGCUCUGAACAAUGGUUUCAAGCAGUUGAAAAGACUCGUUUUUGAUUCAAGAUAAAAUAAAAGUUUGCAAUUCCACUAUUAAUUAGUCGGAGAGUAUCAAAACUCUUAUUUGCAAACCCUAGGAGUAAAUUAACGUUUACAACCUAGCUUGGAGAGGUAGCAAUAGAACUCAGUUGAAAUUCGAUUUAAUUUGUAAACUCUACUUUAUUGUGCCGUGUAAUUUGACUAAUUCUGCGUAAUUUUCUUUUCGUUGCAGUGGAAAAUCCGGCAUUGAGACUAAAUCAACCCCCAAGCGAGGAAUUUGUAACUCAUCGGCUUGACUGCACGGUAUCGAAGAAACCGCGCAAAUCUCGAAGAUCAAGUCGCCAAGAUUCACCGCCAAUGGAGGGCGAUGACUCUGAAGACAACGAAACAAGCAGAGCAACUCAUAAUGUCUUAGAACGACAGAGAAGGGAGGAUUUAAAAUGUCGUUUUCAAUUUCUUAGGGACAGCAUACCAGAGCUCGAAGAUAAUGAUAGAGCAUCUAAAGUUUUAAUCUUAAAAAAAGCGCGGGAAUACGUACAUCAGUUAUUCUUAGAAGAGGAACGUUUACUUGCUGAUAAAGAGUUAGAGCGGCAGAGGAGACUGAUUCUCCUUGACCGCCUUAGUUGUUUACGGCAAGGUUAUGGUGUAAUGUAG